AUGGUGAAGCGAGCUGUUCAGAUCCACGCUGGGAUGCUGUUAGUGGCUCUCUGUCUUCAGCUGAGUUCAGCUGCUGCAGGUAAGUUACUGCUCAGUGCAGGUGCAGAUGGAGCUGGCAGCAGUGGGGACACCAUCAGCCACUCUCUGACACUGGUGCAGCGUCUGGAGGCCCUGCUGGUUCAGGGAAACGGCAGUGACGUGUCACUCCGGGUGGAGACGCCCAGCGCAGACGAGGUGAAGAUGAUCCAGGCUCACUCUCUGGUUCUCUCCCUGCAGAGCCCCGUGUUUGAGGAGAUGCUGUUGAGCCGCAACAGCAGCACUCUGGUCCUGAAGGAGAGCUCCGACUGUGCUGCUGUGUUUGACAAGUUCAUCAGGUAUCUGUACUGUGGAGAGAUCUCUCUGCGUCUGGACCAGGCCACACCUUUACAUAAACUGGCCACUAAGUACCAGGUGCUGAGUCUCCAGCAGGGCAUCACCCAGUACAUGACCCAGAAUCUGGCCCGGGACUCCCCCUCAGGCCACGUGGCGGGCUGGUACGAGUACGCCCUGCAGGCCGGGGACGUGACUCUGAGGGACAGCUGCCUUCAGUAUCUGGCCUGGAACCUGUCCUCUGUGCUGCAGAGUGGAGAGUGGGUGACCAUCAGCAGCCAGCUCCUCAUGUCCCUCCUGCAGCGCUCAGACCUCAUCCUGCAGAGUGAGAUGGAGCUCUUUGCAGCACUAGAGGCCUGGAUUAUUCAGAAUGAGCCAGAUAGUUUGACAGCAGAGAACGCUUUAAGAGCUGUGCGCUACGCCAUGAUGCCUCCACGAGAGCUCUUCCGCCUGCAGACCCAGUCCUCAGUCCUGGCUCGCUAUCAGGAGUCAGUGCGUGACCUGCUCUAUAUGUCGUACCAGUUUCACUCAGCCUCACCGUUACACAUGGCCAAAUACUUUGAUGUAAACUGCAGCCUCUUUGUGCCCCGGAACUACCUGUCCCCAGUGUGGGGGUCACCUUGGAUCAUCAGCAACCCCACGCGAGAUGACCGUAGCACCAGCUUCCAGACCCACCUGGGGCCCAGCGGCCAUGACGCUAGCAAGCGGGUGACAUGGAACGCCUUGUUCUCACCUCGCUGGUUACCCCUCAGCAUGAGGCCGAUGUACACAGAGACAGGCGCCAUGCAGCCGACACGAGUGGAGGGAGGGCGCCCUCGCAUCAUCAUCACCCCAGCCACAUCCAGUGCUGAUUUUGCCGGUGUGAAUUUCCAGAAGACGGUGCUUGUGAUGGCUCAGCAGCAGGGGAAGGUGGUGGUGAAACACGUCUACAACUUCCACCAGAGCACGGAGGAAAAUGGUGAUUUCCUAGCUGAAGUCGACUUGUACCGCCGGACGUCUGAAUACCUCACUGACAGCUCCCUCUUCCUCCAUAUUGUGGUGAAGCCACUGUACCAAACCCUCAUAACCACCAAGAACUGA
This is a messenger RNA of Toxotes jaculatrix (banded archerfish), 1449 nucleotides long. It is a transcript of the gene btbd17a, whose product is annotated as BTB/POZ domain-containing protein 17. Lineage: Eukaryota; Metazoa; Chordata; Actinopteri; Toxotidae. The transcript has 3 exons. The coding region runs from base 1 to 1449 and encodes 482 amino acids. The record is from RefSeq and is a predicted model, not a curated record. Gene Ontology annotation, molecular function: protein binding.